UUCAGUGGUAAGCUGGUUUCUCCAAAAUGGAAGAACUUCAAGGGCCUGAAGCUACAAUGGAGAGACAAAAUCCGUCUAAACAAUGCAAUAUGGCGAGCGUGGUACAUGCAAUACAUAGAGAAACGACAGAAUCCAGUGUGCCAUUUUGUGACUCCUUUGGAUGCAUCAGUUGAUUUUGAUGAACAUAGGAGACCAGAGGCCAUUGCUACAGAAGGAAGGUACUGGAAAAGGAGGAUAGAGAUUGUAGUGAGAGAAUACCACAAGUGGAGAACCUAUUUUAAAAAAAGGUUACAGAAGCACAGAGAUGAAGAUCUCUCAAGCUUGGUUAAAGAUGAUGACAUUGGUGCUGCAGUGCCAAUGGAGGAGGAGCCUCUCCUGGACAUGGAGAUGCUUAUGGCGGAGUUCAGUGACACUUUAUUUUCUACUAUUUAUUCGCAUCAGCACAACCCAAAAGAGAUUGCACAUUCGGGGAAUGCAGAUAUGAUUCAACCAGAGCUUUUUCCACUUCAGCCCAACUUGGAUUUGAUGGACACUUUUGAAUCUUUCCAAGAUCUUUUCUCUGGCAACCGUCUGCCAUCUACUUUGUUUACUUCUGCCUCUUCUGUACCUGCCGUCCCACUGUCUGACCCUGCUUUGCAUUCCUGUAACCAGACAUUGGCGCCUCCUGUCUCGCCAUCUUCUAGCAGCCUUGCACCUGUAAAUCUUGAUGAGGAAUUGAUCCCAUCCCCAGGUCCUCCUUCCAUCCUUCCCCGAGUCCCUGAAGUGAGGAGGGAACGGGCAUCCAGUCUGGGCAGUAUUUCUUCUGUUCAUGGACCAGUCAAGUUUAACUCAGAGACUUCUAUUAACAACCAGCAUGGUUUUGUCCCAGUGUGCCCUCCUCCAGUUACAAUCUUCCAGACGCCGCCUGGUCAACAAACAUUGCCUCCGAAUCCUCGCCUGGCACCCCAGUCCUCUUUUGUUAGCUCGGACGCUGAUAAGUUUCACAUGUGUAACGCCUCAGUUAUUACGCACACGGCUUCUGCCACACUUACCCAUAAUCCUUCUGCAACUACCUUCAGUCAGAGCCAGAACCUUAUACUCACAACGCAGCAACACGUGCCUUGUAACAUUUCAGUGCAAACUGCUGGGGUAAUGCAACAGACUGCUCCCCAAUCCCAUGGGUACUUUACUUUUUCAAGCUCUGGAGCUAAGCAGAAAAAGCAGCCUCCAAAAAUUGUGCCUGCUCCUCAACAAGAGACUGUAUCUUUGCUUUUUACUCCCGCAUCAUUUUCAGGUCAGACUCAAGCUGUGAUAGUAUCUCCAGCCUCCCUUAAGUCAGACACCAUGCUGGCACCAAGAAUUACUCAGUCCAGUGUUGUGAUUGCACCAGCAGGCCUUGCAGGGUCUUCUGGAGUACCAGAGUUCCAUGGCAGUAUUCUUGUUGGACCAGCUCAGCAAUCUCAGGGCACCCAGAAGUCUCAGUCUGCUGUGUCUCAACUCUUUUCCAGUCCAACUCAAGACAUCCUGGUGAAGAGAGAGAUGUCCUCCCAGAACUGCAGCACUGCACCUUCUCCUUCAUCCUAUCGGGAUUGUCACAGCUCAAGACAGGGGUCGCCAUGUGCAUCUGAACACAGCCUCAGCCCUCCACAAAGCUCAGGAAAAACCUCAUCUGACUCUCAGUGCUCUGGAUACAAGAAUGAAAGAUUGAAGCAUAUUUCUGCAGAACAGAAGAGGAGAUUUAAUAUAAAGACUGCCUUCAACACACUGCACAGUUUUGUUUCCUCAAGCUCCAAGCCGAUCAGCCAUGCGAUCACACUACAGAAGACAGUGGAAUAUAUUGCCAAACUGCAGCAAGAGAGGGCCAACGCAUUGGAAGAGACCAGACGACUCAGGGAGAAGAAGUAGAAGAGUUGAACAUUGCCAUCAAUUCCUGUCAGCAGCAACUUCCAGCCACUGGUGUACCCAUAACUCCACAAAGAACAAACCAUAUGAGGGAUCUGUUUGAAAAGUAUGUGCAGAGAAGAACGUUUCAAAAUUGGAAGUUCUGGAUUUUCAGCAUCAUUAUAAAGCCUUUGUUUGACUCUUUCAAUGACAUGGUAUCUACAGCUAGCAUAGAAGAAUUAUACAGCACUACUAAAGAAUGGCUGGAACAUCAUUGCUCCCUCCCUGCAUUGAGGCCCAUGGUGCUAAGUACACUGCGUCAUUUGAGCACAACAACCUCCAUCUUGACUGACCCAUCAAGCCUGCCGGAGCAAGCCAAGCAGGCUGUCCGUAAAGACAGUAAGGGUGCUGGUGGUACAUAA
This is a messenger RNA of Staurois parvus, 2282 nucleotides long. NCBI's taxonomy places the organism in Eukaryota, Metazoa, Chordata, Amphibia, Anura, Ranidae. The record is from the annotation of a GenBank genome assembly.